Eublepharis macularius is the source of this 5244-nucleotide messenger RNA. It is a transcript of the gene TESK2, whose product is annotated as testis associated actin remodelling kinase 2. The transcript is spliced from 11 exons. The record is from RefSeq and is a predicted model, not a curated record. Lineage: Eukaryota; Metazoa; Chordata; Lepidosauria; Squamata; Eublepharidae. Gene Ontology annotation, molecular function: protein serine/threonine kinase activity; ATP binding. Gene Ontology annotation, biological process: protein phosphorylation; actin cytoskeleton organization. Gene Ontology annotation, cellular component: cytoplasm; nucleus. Bases 329 to 2359 code for a protein of 676 amino acids.
AGUGUGGUGUGCGCGUUCUCGUUCUCUUCCUCGGGGCUGUGGAGGGGGUGGAGAGCCUGAGGCCUUGUGCUGACAUUCCUGCUGGGAGAACUCGCGUUUGUGCCCUUUCCAUGCUUGGACCUUUCUUCACGGGGUAAUAGACCUUCUCCUCGGCUCUCGCGCCCGCUGAAACCUCGGCGCCACUUAAGGGGCGUGUGAAUAUGAGGCGUGUGCAGGACCCGCUGCCCCUCCUCUUGGAGGCAGUAUUCAGCCGGAGAAAGGAAAAACAAAUUAAGCACCUAAGAUGUGAGAGAUCUACUGCUUUUUAAAGGACUGUAUUGAUUGCAAGAUGGACCGGAGUAAACGAAAUUCAAUAGCAGGAUUCCCUCCACGAUUGGAGCGUGUUGAAGAUUUUGAUGGGGGUGGUGGAGGUGAUGGGACCGUUUCCCAGAUGGGCAGAGUUUGGACUUCUUCAUACAGGGCCUUGAUAAGUGCCUUUUCAAGACUUACACGACUCGAUGACUUCUCCUGUGAGAAAAUUGGAUCUGGUUUCUUUUCUGAAGUGUUCAAGGUGCGGCACAGGGUGUCUGAUCAAGUAAUGGCUUUAAAGAUGAAUACACUAAGCAGCAACAGAGCAAACAUGCUGAAAGAAGUCCAGCUCAUGAACAGACUUUCACAUCCAAACAUAUUAAAGUUUAUGGGUGUCUGUGUACAUCAAGGACAACUGCAUGCACUUACUGAAUACAUCAACUGUGGUAACCUGGAGCAGCUGUUAGACAGUAACCAGCACCUGCCCUGGACAGUAAGAGUGAAACUGGCACUAGACAUUGCUCUGGGACUCAGUUACCUUCACUAUAAAGGCAUUUUUCAUCGGGAUCUGACAUCCAAGAAUUGUUUAAUAAAGCAUGAUGAGAAUGGAUAUUCUGCUAUAGUUGGUGAUUUUGGCUUAGCAGAGAAAAUUCCUGACUACAGUGAAAAGCUGCCUGUGGUGGGCUCUCCUUAUUGGAUGGCACCUGAAGUGCUGAGAGAUGAGCCUUACAAUGAAAAGGCGGAUGUGUUCUCGUAUGGAAUCAUUCUUUGUGAGAUUAUAGCCAGGAUCCAGGCAGAUCCAGACUAUCUCCCCCGCACAGAGAAUUUUGGCUUGGAUUAUGAUGCCUUCCAGCACAUGGUGGGAGACUGUCCUCCGAAUUUCCUCCAGUUGGCCUUCAACUGUUGUAAUAUGGACCCAACACUACGCCCUUCAUUUGUGGACAUUGUAAAGACUCUGGAGGAGCUAGUAAGCUGUUUGAAAAAUGAAGAGGUUGAAAGAGAGAAGAAACACUUAAAUCUGGACAGUACAGAGAGAAAACCUGUCUCUGUUUCCAAAGGUUUUCUAGAGAGAGGACAAGGAGUUAAAAGACUAAGUUCACUGGAUGACAAGAUUCCUCCCAAGUCACCACGUCCACGACGUAACAUUUGGCUAUCACGCAGUCAGUCAGACAUCUUCUCCCGUAAGCCUUGUCACAAGAUAAAUGUCCAGGAUCCUUACUACACACCAACCAAAGGGGGAAGCCGAAAAGUCAACCCUUUCAAUGCUAGGGAAGACCUGAAAGGGGGAAAAGUCAAAUUUUUUGACAUGCCAAGCAAAUCUGUGAUAUCACUUGUAUUUGACUUGCACUCCCAAGAGACAGGGGGAUAUCUGAAGAUGAGCCAGCCUCAGCUCAGGCAAACCUUCAGCACUGAUUGGCAGGAGCCUGCUUUCCUCCCUUGGAGACGCUGCAGAUCACUUCCUGUCUCUCCUGAACUUGUGCAUAAAGAUUAUAGCACAUUUGGGGAUCUAUCUUCAACAGUUGGUAGGUGUGAUCCAAGCCAGUUGGGGGUUGAGGUGCGACAAAAGUUACUGAGCAGCAAUAAAUACGGAGUGUCUGAGAUCCCUCCUUUUCAGGCCAAAUGUCAUAGGCUGGAGUCUCCUCCUCCUGUGCAAGAAGAAGAGAUGGACUGUUCUGAUGAACUGGAGCCGCAGGAUGAAAAUGGGUUCUGUCCUGUGAAAAAUGUAAUUGAGGAGCCAGAAUUCAGAAAGUCUACAGGACAAGUUCUGCAAGACUCCCAGAACAUGGAGGAUAUCUUGGUACAAAAUUUAGUCCAUUCAGAAGAUAAAUCCUCAGAGGAGUCUAUGAGCUGUAUAACCUCUGAAGAUAUGGAGGUGGAAGAUGAAACACCAAGGAACAUGCCUCUGUCUAGGCUGGAGUCUUCCAAACUGUUCACUGUUAACCCUUCCUCACAGCUAGGCCAAGAAGUGUCUCUGUUUGAGGUAGAAGAUAGUGAUACAUCAAAUGGUGUUUCUUCGCCAUCAUCAAAUAUUCCAGCAUCAGUAAGUGAGCAGUCAAAAUGUGACGUUUAGAAAAGUCCAGCCAUGGUACCAGAGUGACACACUUCUCCCCAUACCUUAGAAAGCUAAAACCAAUGUAAAAAAGCUCUAGCAAGUUGUAGCAACUAGUCUGGAGGUUUCAAAAUGUAUUUGAAGAGAGGCUGCAUAUAUUGAAGUAUGUAUGAGAGAAUGAUCCCUCAGCUUACCUCAGGAGACAAUUGUAGGCAGAAAGGGUGAACCACAUCUCUGGUAUGCCUGGAGCAAUGUAAGGGCAUAAUUCCUGGGAAAGAUGAUGGGAUCCUUGGUCUGCCUUGGCUUAGAAGCCAUUCUUCUGUGUGUGUAUGGAUGCCUGUAUGCUUUUGCUUCUAUUGAAGAAAUUCUUCUAAACUUGCCAGGAACUCCCCUCCUUAAGUAUUUUUGACUUUCUCUCUCUCCCUAGCAGUUGCUAAGCAGGUAUAAGUGACUUCUGAUUUGGGAUCUAACAGACUUGAAGUUAGCAGUAUCCUGGCAUAAAGGUAGUUUUUCUCGUUUCUGUGAUGUAGUGACAGGUUCAUAGCACUUAAAAUCCCAAGUUCUCUUGUAUCCAUAAAACAAGCUCUAGACUGCGAUACCUAAGCUUCCUUCCUCUUUCAAUAUUUAUUCAGAUGCUGGAAGUGAACAGUUCAGACUCUUCGUUUCAGCAUUCCUUCUCCACUUGGGGAAGGUGCUACUUAUGCUAAAUGCUCUCAACUGUGGCAGUUCUAUUGCAAAACACAAAACCCCACUACAUUUUCCUGGCACCACCAGUUAGCAUCUUCUGUGAUGGAAAAGGAAUGAUGCAUGUGACCCUUCACAUUUUUAACGAAGAUCUUAAAGGCAGGGAUGUUCUCUAAAAAUCCUAGCUGAGUGCAUCUUCAGUCAGUAUCUCUGCAAGUUUAUCACUUUGAGCAUGCUUGUUUAGUAUUUUAAGAUGCAGACUUUAGCCUUCUUACAGAUGGGUGUGCACCUACAUUUAUAUUUUGUGUAACUUUUAUAAGCAUCUGGCAUUCUGAAGAGAGAGGUUUUGCUUCUUGUUUGAGAUCCUGGCUGGCUGUGCAAAUUAUGCAAUUAUCCAUAUGAACUCUUUAUUUUCCAAACAUUUAGUCCAGCAUAGGAGUCCAUGGUUUCCUAGUUUUAACACAGCAGGCUGGUGAGAACUCCCCUGAGAGACAAAAUAAAAAGCAGUGCUGCCUCCUGAUGUUCACAAAAAAGAUAAGGUGAAAGCUUUCAAAGUAGCAAGCAAUAACUUGGGGACUUGAGCAAUACCUUGACAUCGUAAGGAACUGGUAGUAACUUUCUUGCAGACCUUUGUGUCAUAACCUUUCCUCAGUCUCUGCUUACUUUGUCCUGAGCAGUCUUAGGCAGCUCCUCCAGAACUUACCUCUGGAAUGAAGAAUGACUGUUAGUUUUUAAAACAGCCCCAUAAUAGUCUAGUUUUUUAAUCUCUUGCCUCCGGGGCAACAGAGAAUUCCUACAAGCACUAUCCAUAUGCUUCUUUUUGACUUACAGAAUGAAAGUGUCAAGUUGGUAAAUAACUAAAUUGCCAAGUAGAUGCUUGAUGAACAUUUUGGAUUUUGUAUCAUCUUGCCCACUAAACAUAAAUUCAUUCAGGAUUGGUUAAUGGAUUGUGAGAGACCUGAGCAUUUGGGUCUGCUUCAAAGGCUGUAGAAAGAAGUCUGCACCUCCGUUGUUUCUCCUAUGGACUUUCCUAGCCCUGUAGCUUCACUUGUGCUCAAAUAGAACUGCCAAAGUUACAGCAAGUGGCACACCCUUAGUUUGGAACCCUAAUCAUGCUUCUACAUGUAUGUGUGUGCUCAUGCAUGCCUGUGUAUGUAUGCUGGUGGACGGCUCAAGAGCCGUAACCUCAUAUAGAAAGUAUGACGUCUUCCUAAUCCUCUGUGUAAUGAAAAGUGGUUGGCAUUAGACAGCUCAGAUGAAAGCAAAUUCCUUGGUCAUGGAGUAGUUAAAACUAACUGUAAUACUGCUCUCUUGGGAAACAUGCUAAGAAUCCCUAGUCCUAUAUUACUCACAAGUAUUGCAAAGCAGCUGUUGGCUGUUAACUGUACUCCAUACAGAAUGAAGCCAGCCCAAUACAUUGCUUUAUACAACACAGUAGUGAUUUUUUGCUUUGAUCAUGUGUUUGAUUUGCUGACAAAGAUGCAUUUUGCUUUUUAUAAGCUACCUGCAAACAUUUCUAUGAUACCCAAUCCGUUUUAAUUCACUCACUCUUUUGAUAAUUAGUUAUUAAACAUGUUAGAAGCUAUACUUGUGGCUGAUUGGUGAAAGAAGGCUGUGUGAAUAAAUGUAUGUCUAAAUUGCUGCCCCAGCAGAAGAUAGGGGUACGAUAGGUUUAUUCUUUGUUGCUGUAUUUGUCCAAGAAUACUGGUAUUUUUGCCAGUUUAACUACCAACACUUGAAUAAUUCUUCUUUGCACUUAAUGCUGCUGUUUAUACUGCAUUUCACUACAUUUCUAUGCAAAAAUAACCUUUGGGGGCAGCCAAAUAUUUGAUUAAGAUCUUUGCAAGAUCUAUUUUCAUAUUUAUGAAGGAGUUUUAUGUCUUAAUAUUUGCAGUCUGUAAAUAGCUAUACUUUGUCAUUAAAGCUUAGGAAGAAGUUUGUAGCCUGUGCAUAAUUUAACACUGCCAGAAAAGAAUCUUUGCGAAACAACUUUUUCUAAUACUGCAGAUAUUUAUGAAAGUGUAAAGAAAGCAAAUCUUGGUUUUUAUGCUGAUUUAUCUUGUCGGACUUUUUUUUCUGAAUUACAGAAGUGGUAUGUUUUACUGGAACUGCAAUAAGUAACCAAAGAUGAACGUGGUUUGAAAAUAUUUUCAUGUUUUCUUUGUCAGUUUUUGUAAACUGUUCCCCAGUUUGCAUUCAAAAUAAAAAAUAAAUUUACCUUU